This is a messenger RNA of Betta splendens (Siamese fighting fish), 5171 nucleotides long. It is a transcript of the gene dennd3a, whose product is annotated as DENN/MADD domain containing 3a. Gene Ontology annotation, cellular component: cytoplasmic vesicle. The coding region runs from base 239 to 4042 and encodes 1267 amino acids. Gene Ontology annotation, molecular function: protein binding. The transcript is spliced from 31 exons. NCBI's taxonomy places the organism in Eukaryota, Metazoa, Chordata, Actinopteri, Anabantiformes, Osphronemidae. The record is from RefSeq and is a predicted model, not a curated record. Gene Ontology annotation, biological process: regulation of Rab protein signal transduction.
UGCAACUUAGCGCCAGCUCCGAGUUUGAUAGAGAGAAGCGGCAAAGUCGUGUCAGAGGCGUCUGGAUCACAGCGUAACGUUGCACGAAGCUCGUCGCGGAGUCGUUUGGACGGGUUCACUCAGCGGGCUGCAGCCACGAACUUCACCGCGGGCCGCUGGAAAUGAUCGAGUAACUUACGAUGGGUACUGGUAGGCAGAUUGCUGAGGACUAUGUUGAUAAUUCACUACUGGCUCUGGGAUGGCGGAGCUCCCGUCUGGACUCCUGGAGGCAUGUGUGGUGCUCGGGGCCUCCAGUGAUAAGCUUCGGGACGUAUUCCAGCUCCAUCAGCAGACCAAGUUGGACGAGCAGCUCCUGCUGGAGGCGGAGGUGCUGCAGGUCCACGCGCCGCCGUUUGUCUCCAAGGAGACCCACUCAAGCCACGCCAUUGGCCCCGCGUUCAGCCGUGUCCAGCGGAGGAAGAGCUUCAUCAAGAAGAAGAGGCGGGACCGUGGGGCCGAGGCGUCGUCUAAUGGAGACACGCUCAAUCGCGCCGACGUGUCCUCCGCCACAGAGGACAUCAGCGUUCCGAAGGAUCUGGAUCUCAUUGCCUUGCCUCAGCUCUGUUUCCCUGGCGGUCUUCAGUUGACCAAUGAGCACAAAGAGGACGGUUACCACUUCCUGGUCUUUACCGACCUCUUCGGGAACCGAACCCACGGCGUUGUUGUGCAGCACUACAGAGCUGUUCAGUCCUGUCUGGAAGGUGCUGUGCAGAAUGGCCAUAGAUGGAAUUCAUCAAAGUCCCGUCUCUAUGCCCCCUUCGCUGUGUGCGUCAUCUCCAAGUUCCCCUACUACAAUGCCCUGAAAGACAGUUUGUCUUGCCUCCUGGCCCAGCUGCGGACAGCCCGACAAGCUGACUUUGAGGAAACGAUCAAGGAGUUUUCAGCCAAGCUGUCACUCGUGCCCCUGCCGCCGCCUGGGCAGCUCCAUGUGGCCUUCAGCCUCCGUCCUCUUCAGAUAGUUCUUCCAUCCAGAGAGGACCAGGACAGCCCCGUCAUCGACAUCGACCUGCAUCUGCCUUUCCUCUGCUUCACACACACAACGCUGCUCCAGCUGCUGUCCUGCCUCCUCCAAGAACAGAGGAUGGUUUUCUUCUCGUCCGACUGGGCCAGACUCACUCUGGUUGCCGAGAGCUUGCUGCUUUAUCUGCGGCCUCUGUCCUGGCAGCAGCCCUAUGUUCCUGUCUUGGCUGGAGGAAUGCUGGACUUCCUCAUGGCUCCUACUGCCUUUCUGAUGGGCUGUCACAUCAGUCAUUUUGAAGAGGUUGCUGAAGAGACAGAGGACUUAAUCCUGGUCAACAUUGACGAUGGCAUCAUUCAGGCGUCAUGGUCUGAACCAGAUGACCUUCCAGCUGUUCCUUUGGCUGCAACUGAGAUCUUCAUAUCAAGGUCAGAGUGCCUCCAGCUUCAUUAUGACUUGGAGCUGUGUCACCUUGGAGCCGGCACCGAUGUCAAUGCCCUGCGAGGCCAACGCAGGGACUGGCAGAGGCGGCUGAACGCACAGAUCCAAAACAUCGCCCUGGAGCUAGUGGUCAACAUCUUCAGAGGCGUCCAGGACUUUUUAAGCCACGAACAUAGAGUUUUUAACAGCGAGGAGUUUCUGAGGACCAGAGAGCCGUCGGACCAGGCUUUUUACAAAAAGGUAUUGGAAACUCAUAUCUUUCACUCAUUCCUGCGAGACCGGCUCAACAGGAAGUGGGACUCCUUCAGCCGCAUGGAGCAGAACACACGCAACAGUGUUUACAGGAAUCGUGCAAUGACAGAAUCCCCUCGGCGUCCUCCCGUGUCUGACCUGUCCAGGACCGGGUACCGCAGCUACAUCAGCCCUUCCGACCGCCUCAGUAAGAGGCUUGGAGCCAGUCUGCCUAACCUGGAUCAACCCGCCUGUGACUGUGUGACUGCCCUCAGCCUCAAAAGACCUGCCUCUCUUAGAAAAGUGACUCCUGAUUUCGGGCUGAAGUCUCCUCAGGAAGCGGUGAAGGUUUUUAAUCUCCCGGAUUUCCCUCCUCCUUUGGCCUAUCACUAUGUCCAGAACUAUUAUUCUGACAUGGUGGCUUUACUGGGGCGGGCCAUUACCGCUACACCUCCUGACAAGUCCUCUCUGCUGGCCAGGUACCACUACAUGCGUGGUUUGGUGAACACCGUGUCCAACAGGCGCCUGGAUGCGCUGGAGGACUUCCAGAGUCUCUAUAAGACCGACGCAGAUAUUUUCCCCUCGCAGAUGGUUAAGUCAUUGGUCGACUCCCUCCCAGAAGUUGAACGGUUACAGGUGGACAGACGACCAGAAAUCAAGCGGCUGAUAAGUCGCGUGAGGAGGGACCAGGAGCGGGAACGCGCUCACCACGGCAACAGCGCCGAGGAGGAUUCCGUCAAGCGAUUUCAGCUGCCGAAAAAAUACAUGCAGCUGGAGGAGUUUGUGAAAUGCGUGCAGGAGUCCGGCAUCGUAAAAGACCAGGGAGCCAUACACAAGCUGUUUGAUGCUCUGACUGUGGGCCAACAGAAGCAGGUUGCCCCAGAUCUGUUCAGAGUGUUUUACACCAUCUGGAAGGAGACUGAAGCUGAGGCGCAGGAGGUGUGUCUGCCUGCGUCUGUCUUGGAGCAUAUUGAGCCCAGCGAGUGUGUCUUCAAGCUGUCCUCCUCCGUCAAAACCAGUCGGGGCGUAGGGAAGAUCGCCAUGACCCAACGACGGCUCUUCCUGCUGACCGAUGGCCGACCAGGAUAUGUGGAGGUGGCCCAGUACCGCGAUUUAGAGGAGGUGAAGGUGUCCUCCGCUCCCUUCCUGCUGCUGCGGAUCCCCAGUCUGAAGCUGCGGGUUCGGGGAAGGAAAGAGGCGUUCGAGGCCAAUCUGAAAACAGAAACUGAACUCUGGAACCUGAUGAUCAAAGAAAUGUGGGCUGGGCGCAACAUGGCUGACCGACACAAGGACCCACAGUUAAUGCAGCAGGCUCUGACCAACGCUUUGCUGAUGGACGCGGUGGUGGGCAGCCUCCAGAGCAGUAAGGCCAUCUUUGCUGCGUCCAAGCUGGCCCACUUUGACCGCAUCAAGAUGGAAGUGCCGAUGAUGGUUCCUAAGACGACAGCAGAGACACUGAAACACAAAAUUAACCCUUGCCUGGAACUUGCUGCUCCUCAAGCGGUGGAUGUGCUUUUAUACACACCAGGUCAGCUGUGGGUGUCUGUGGGUGGUGGGAAGGUGAUGGUGUUCGAUGCCUCCAGCUGGUCCCUCACACACACCUGUCAAGUCGGUAAUGCAAGACUGAACUGCAUGAUGGGAGUUUCCAGCGAUCAGGUCUGGAUGGGCUCUCAGGACUCUGUCAUCUACAUCAUCAGCAUGGUGGCCCUGGUCUGUAACAGACAGCUGACGGAGCACAGGGCAGAGGUCACUGGACUGGCACUGGACACGGAGAAGUACAGCCAGAAGGUGGCGUACUCGUGCAGUGCAGAGGGAACUGUGAUGAUGUGGGAGGUGUCAACGCUACAGGUGAAGAAGCAGUUUCGUCUUUCCUGUGACCACCUCCAGUCUGUUCACAGCUGCGAUGGAACGCUGUGGUGCUGCUCCAGAGACCUUAUAAUGGAGGUGUGGAGGAGCGGCUCAGUGAAGCGUCGUCUGAGGCCACCAGAGCAGCCCAGCGGGUCCACAGCUACGUUCAGCUCUGUGCUGGUCUUACCUGAGAGGGACGAGCUGUGGACCGUGUGCAUAGGCUUCGGAGAGGUGUGUAUCUGGCAUGUCAAGGACGCUAGCAAACCCUCCCACCACGUGGCCCUGCAGGACUGCACCGGAUGUUACUGCAUGAUUAAAGUGAAAAACCAGGUGUGGGUCGGUUGUGUGGGCCGCAGCUCAACCAAAGGAAAGGUGUACAUCUUAGACACAGAGACCCACCAAGUACUGAAGGAGCUCCACGGCCACAAUGACAAGGUGAAAGCCCUCUGCUCCGCCGAGGACCGCUACGUGCUCAGCGGAGCUGGCAAGCAGGAUGGAAAGAUCGCUAUCUGGAAGGUGGAAUAGAGGCUUUUAAGUGGAAAUGGAUUCACCUGAAACUGCCCCCUGAGAAGGACAGGCUGAGAGUGUGUGGGGGGAAAAACAGAACAGAUCAGUGCGAUUGGGAGGAAUGGCAAGUAAUAAUAUUUUAAAUUGGAGUCUCGACCUGAAUCUGCUUCUACCAUAUGUGAAGGAAUCACGUUUAAGUCAACAUGUUUACAUAAAGUCUCACCAGCUGAGCAGCUUCUGCCCCCUGCUAUGAAGCGGUGAUGAUCUUUUCUUCGGUUGGGUGACAUGAAGGACAAAUAGAGUAAAAAUGCAUUGUGCACAUUCUGCCUCACUUUACUAAAGGUUUCUGCAUUCUAAUAUUCGUAGUUGUACUUUACCUUAUUGUUUCUUUAUACUUUAACCACACUGGUAUUAUGUGGGAACACCGUGUGACUGAUCUCCGUCUUCCACUGUGAGCUUCAGGUGAAUCUCCACAGUUCAAACGAGUCGGAUUACCCCAAACACAAAACGCCUGUGACCGGACGUUUCACCACUGCUGUGCAAAAGCCCUUUUUAAAGUUUGUUUUGAUGAAAGCGGUGCUUCAACAGACACUGAAAGGCAGAGAGUGACGGGGAGACGUGAUGGAAGGCGAUACACGUUGAUGGCAAGAAACCUGAAACAUAGCACUGAUGUGAUGUACAGUGAGGUGUUUUAAAGAGCUCACCAAAACUGGAGUUUAUUACUUAGUAAAAACAAAAAUAAGAAGGAACCCCCAGGGACCAGAUACCGACCUGCUUGUUUUCCCUACAUGAGCUUCAACAUAUGAGAGUCUGUGGGAAAGUAAAAUGUAAUAAUCACAAUCUGGCUAUAAAAUCUCCCCUCUGUAUUAAAUAUUUAGUUUUUGAUUCAUUUUGAGGUUUUAUAAGUAGUUGAUAAAUUCACAGGAUGUUCAAUCGAAGAUCAAACCGAGCUGAUACAUCGAUUACAUAUUUAUUUUAUAUUUAAAGUGUUACUGUUAACCAUUAAUAUAAUAAUACAUGUUUUAAUAAAUGACAGAUUAACAGUCGUAUUUACACUUUUUUAUGUUUGUAAGACUUUAUAAAAAAUAUAGUUAACAAGAUGUUUUAACCAAGGAUGAAUAAAGUUUGAUCACUUUCAAAUUGUAAA